Messenger RNA from Caenorhabditis sp. 36 PRJEB53466, 606 nucleotides. The record is from the annotation of a GenBank genome assembly. Lineage: Eukaryota; Metazoa; Nematoda; Chromadorea; Rhabditida; Rhabditidae.
AUGGCGGAGAAAACGGACAAUUUGGACGAAUUGUUCAAAGAUCGAUACACAGAGGUACGUUUAGUUGAAUUCUGCGAAAAAAAUGAGUGAAAACGUUCAGAACGAUGAAAGAUACAAGAAAAUGUCGGAGGAGGGAUUCGAAAAAGUGAUUGUCGUGCAUCCGUGGAAUCCCAGAAGAGACAACAACUAUCGGUGAGUUUUUCGAGUUGCUGAUAGAGAAAAAUAGCAUGAAAAUCUGAAAUAAACGGCCGACAACUAUCAUUUUCAGCUAAAACUUGCUCUUUCCGAUUUUUCUAAUGCUUUUGAGCAAAAAACUUUGGAAUUUUUUUUGCAGUGGUCGCGGAGGCGGUGGCGGACGUGGCGGAUACCGUGGAGGCGGCGGAUGGAAUAAUCCACGUGGCGGAUCGAGAGGCGGAUGGAACAAUCACGGAGGAGGCGACAGACAGCCGUGGCGAGGAGGCGGCGGCGGUACGCAAAUUGCACACUUUUCGAACAUUUUUGCUUUCUAACGUUUUAUUGUCCCGUAAAAAGCUUCUUAGAGCAUUUCUGCUGUUAAAAAUGUUUCAAAAACCCUUUUUUUCAGAUCGAAAACGGCAAUACAACUGA